AGGAGGUGUAACGCACCGUCUGCUCCUCAUGUUCUGAUCUUUUCAUGAUGGUGCAGAACUCUCAUUUAAUCACCGCCUGUUGUUGUGGGAAAGAAGCAAACUGAGGAGGUUUAUUUCCCUGAUCACGAGCACAGACAUCAUCGGACACUUUCCCUGCUGUUUUCAGAGCUUUUUUCAGUUUGGAUCAGGAUCAUUCAUCUCACAAUUUUCAGGUAAUCGAUCGCCCCCCCCCCCGCCGCCACCCUGAAGUUCAUUGUUAUCAUCUUGGCCGCCGGGAUGGUGGCCUUCAUCGGAGCGGUUAUCUGCAUCAUCGCGGCCGUCCACACCGGCUCCUCCAGGGCUGCCGCGGCACAGCAGCAGCCUACGACCGACAACCACUCGCUGUAUCCGGACGUGGUGGCGCAGACUCCCGGGGGCUCCGCGGCCAGGCCCGGGUCUCUGGGCGCUCUCCAUGGUUCUGAAACACCCGAGUCGGUGGCUCCCACUUUCAACAUGGGGCUCGGUGGACCGGGGGGGGUCACCGGGCUCACCGGACACGACCCGGCGGUCAGCAGACUGAUCUGCACGCCGAUCCCCGCCGGGGACUGCAACCCGAAAAACUUUCAGCAACAAGCGGACGACCCGUCGCUGUACGCCGGCGAGGAUUGGGGCUACCUCCGCACCACCGCGGAGGAGCUCCGGCAGACCGUCCUGCAGCAGAAAGACCAGAUACUGACCGACCAGAGGACCAUCCGAGAGCUGACGGGGAAACUAUCCGAGUGUGAAAAGGGGCUGGACGGCGCGGAGAGACGCGGGAGCGCUGCUGGGCUGUGGGGCGGCACAGGCGCGGCGGAGGGGACGCACCUGGAGCGGAUCAUGGUGCGGGACAGCCCGGCGUCUGCGCCCGACGGUGCCCACCUGCUCACCGCCAGGGCUGUUGAUGAGCUGGAGCAGGCGAUCACUCAGCUCAAAGACCGCAUAGAGAAACUGGAGUCAGACAUUGGCCCAUUUCCUCACAACCAGACGGACGGCAGUAUUUCAGGAGCGCCAGAGGAAGGCGGGAUGUCUGGCGGCCAAGAGAGGUCGGCAGAUCCCGGGCACAAAGCUGGUGCUGACAGGCCCUGGAGGAUGGAAGACUUGGAGGGAGAGCUGGAGAGGAAGGUGGAGCUGCUGGAGAAAGAGAGAAAAGCCCUCAGGCUGGAAACUGAGAAACACAGGCAGGAAAUCGACCGAGGCCUCAGUAAACUGCAGCACCGACUCUCAGGACUGGAGGAAGGUGUCUCUGGACAUUCCUUCCCUGACGGCUACAGACUGUCCUUCCCAACACGGACAAACUACAUGUACGCUGCUGUGAGACACUCCAUCCCGAAGCUGCGGGCCUUCACCCUCUGUCUGUGGCUGCGGCCCACAGAGGGAGGCAUCGGGACGCCUCUGUCUUACGCUGUCCCCGAGCAGCCCAAUGAACUGGUGCUGCUGCAAGGCCUGCACACCCCCACAGAGUUACUCAUCAAUGACAAGGUGGCGCAGUUACCUCUGAACCUCACCCGAGGCAGCUGGCAGCACAUCUGUGUGAGCUGGAGCCAGAAGGGGGGAGUCUGGCAGGCCUACCAGGGGGGAAAGCUGAGGGGCGAGGGCCACGCGCUGGCCAGCGGACAUCACAUCAGACCUGGGGGAGUCCUCAUACUGGGGCAGGAGCAGGAUUCCCUCGGGGGAGGAUUUGACUCAUCCCAGGCUCUGGUUGGAGAGUUGUCUCAGGUGGGCCUCUGGGACCGGGUCCUGUCCUCGAGCCAGGUGGCCAGCUUGGCUCGCUGUGGCAGAGUCGCCCAGGGGAGCGUGGCCCCCUGGACGGAGAGCGGGGUUAGGGUUUAUGGCGGAGCCAGCAAGGACCCGGGGGAGCCGUGUGCUAAACACAGCAGGAGCUCUCAGUGACGGACAGGGAGCGGCUUUGAGGAGAGGGAUGCGAGAGAAAGGCCUGGAUGGGGGGUAAAGCUGUAGCCAUUUGAAAACACAAGGAUUCCAUCUGUCCAAUGUUAGCACUGCUACGAGACGCUCUCACCAACUCUGUGGCAUUGGACUGACAAGAGGGUAAAUAAUGGAAAUGCUGGGUUAACGUAUCUGUCCAGCACUUAGUGAUUAAAUAGCUAAGAAGCUUCCAUUAGCAAUAUCUUAAUUAAAGGUUUUAAAUUAUUUAAAUUUUCCGACCAGGUCGUGCACCGUUAAACACUUUAAAACACAACACAAGAAAGUGUGAAGGUACUUAAAGGCACAUUUUGUGAUUGGAUAGAGUCAGGCUGGAGCUGUAUAACCUGGCUUUAGAUUCCCCAGAACGGUAGCAUUAUAAGUAUUUAACUUGACAAGAAGGCAAUUGAGUUUUUGUUAUUGAUAAUAAACUUUUUUUAAAUUACUCAGAUUAGAGCAGAAAAUCAAAACUGUGCAGAAAUGAGCUGAGGCUGUAAUAAAUUCAAAGAGCUGUUCCCAGCUGUUGCAGCCUGCGAGCUCUUGACCUCCACCACAGCUGCCAUAAGUUGAGCCAGCUGAUAUCCCUCCGUGACCAGCGGGCGCAGACUGGAGUUAAUUAAGGGCUGUUAAAGCUUUACAGUUGGGAGUCAAGGUAAGGUGAUGAAAAAUGUUGCAGCAAGUGGAGGGAAUGUUAAACAGGCGUAGAUGACGAAAGAGAGAGGAAAGAGGAGGGAAAGUCGGAUGGAUCGGGCUCUUGUUUGGAGCGAUGCUACAUUGUUUUCACCUCUGCAUGAGUUAUUCAUAUACUUGUAAUGUCUUGCCACUGCGAUGUGUCGCUCACCAGUUUCACAGAGGAGGACAGUGCCUCAUGAAUCAACGCCUUGGCGGCUGUACUUUCUGUUCGUGUACGAAGGCCUGAGGGUCUCUUUUGUUCUGUAAAUGAGCUACGGAACAAAUCUAAAACAAGUCAUGUAAUCCCUAAGGAAAACAGAAUGGUGCAUCUCCACAUUUCUUGACAAUCUUCUGGCCCAUUUAUGUCAUUCUGCAAAGAAACGUUCGGCUUUUUCUUGGAGUAAAGUUUAAAUUCACGAUCUUCAUUCACAAUUUUACUUUCAGAUCAUCAUGAUUCACCCACAGUUGUGAAUAUCGACUGUUUUACACAUGCAACCACUCAACAAACUGUCACCUCCAGCUUUUACAAGCUGAGUUGUACAGUAUGUUUGCAUCCAGUCUGAUCGUCUUGUUUUUUGUUUUUUACUGCAAACACAUCAGACAGUUAUUCUCAUCUGUUCUAUGACACAUGCUGUUCGGUACAGAUUGUUCAUUUCAACAUUUCUUGCUCACAGCAUAAAAAAUAAUCCUUAGUGGAAAGUGCCUGUCAGGGUGUUUGUACCCAUGUAAACAAAUCAUCAAACGCAUCCUACCGAUGAAAAAAUUCUCACUGUGAGAUAUUUUGAACUCAUUAAGCAUCAGUGUCUCUGUGGAUUCCCCCGGUGGUUUUGUUUUUAGGAUUUAAGGGGUUUGACAAAACAUUUGAAAUCGCAGACGCAGGACUUAAAGCUGAUGCUGAAUCAGGCCAAAAAUAAUCUCGGGUGCUUUGAUGAUGCCUCUGAGUCUGCAGUGUUAUGAUCAAUAUAUAUGCCUGGUGUCUGUUCAGCUCGUGUCAGAGCUUUUUGGGGCUUUUUGAUAGUGGUGCAGCAUUUUUACGUUCAUGAUUAUUGAAACUGAAGCUUUCUAACUCUUAUCGGCAACGUUUGUCUUUUCUUACAUGACUAUUCAGUUUGUUUUUUUUACUGUAUGCAUCGGAUUCUGUCUAUUUUCAUGUUGUUGUUUGUGUAAAUAUUGUGCGUCUGUGUCUUGUACGGUGUUGUACUGUUCUGAAUAUGAGUCGUGUGCAAACCUCCAAUCUUUAAUAAAGUCUUAAUUUUUAGACGUAAA
Paralichthys olivaceus (Japanese flounder) is the source of this 3876-nucleotide messenger RNA. It is a transcript of the gene nptxra, whose product is annotated as neuronal pentraxin receptor a. The record is from RefSeq and is a predicted model, not a curated record. Lineage: Eukaryota; Metazoa; Chordata; Actinopteri; Pleuronectiformes; Paralichthyidae.